CUGACCAUUCAUGAAAGAACGAAGUUGCUACUUGAGGGUCUGGCAAGUUUCUUCAACUGGCCUUUAGUAUUCUUCUAAAUUUUUCCAAAAAUAAAAGAGAAAAACACUUUUUCAAGCUGAUUACUCUUACACUUAAUUUAUUUUUAGACAACCUCAAUUCAUCGUGUACGCAUCACCACUUCUACUAUAAUAGUGGAGGGCGUUUCGGACUUUCUUCGAAUUCAUUUCAAUUUAAUAGAAAAAAUUACUUUGCAUUAUUAAAGAAAGGUAAUAGAAACAUCAAAGUUCGUUGAUUCUCUCUUUUAUUGACUUUUCAAAAACAACGUUUGGUUUUAACAGUUAAAAUGGAGCGCGCCGAAAAUGCUAGAAUUAUUCAAAAGCCUAUGACAAGAAGAACCGUUGACUACGGCUCUAAUCUUUCCCAGUAUGUUGUCAACAGGUAUCUUCGAAGCAACAUCUAUCACGUUCACGUCCCCAGGCCCAAUCCCAACCAUAUUCUUAAUUUAUAUCCUCCAUAUGAAUAUGAAUACAAUUACUCUAACUCUCUUUGUACAAAGUAUAUUCAUACGUCUGCGAAUAAAGCACGGCAUGUAAUUAAUGUUGUGAGGUGGACACCGGAUGGCAGAAGACUUUUGACUGGUUCUUCCACAGGAGAAUUCACCUUGUGGAAUGGUCUCACAUUUAAUUUUGAGCUCAUCAACCAAAGUCAUGAUUAUGCAGUUCGAUGCGCUGAAUGGAGCUCAGAUGGCCGUUGGCUCAUUUCUGGUGACGGAGGCGGUAUCAUCAAGUACUUUGAACCAAAUUUGAAUAAUGUCAAGAUUCUUCAAGCUCAUGAAAUGGAAAUUCGAGAUGUAGCUUUCUCACCGAAUGAUAGCAAAUUUGUUACUGCUAGUGAUGAUGGUUCUCUGAAAAUUUGGAACUUUCAGAUGAGCACUGAAGAACAAAAACUGACCGGGCAUGGUUGGGAUGUCAAAACAGUAGACUGGCAUCCUUCUAAGGGCCUUUUGGCUUCUGGUUCCAAAGACAACUUAGUAAAAUUUUGGGAUCCUCGUACUGCUUCCUGUCUUGCUACAUUACAUGGACAUAAAAACACGAUCAUGCAGGCAAGCUUUCAAAACGGCUUUGGAAACAAUUAUCUUGCUACUGUUUCAAGAGAUAGCACUUGUCGAAUUUUUGAUUUACGAGUAAUGAAAGAUAUCCGAGUUUUGCGUGGCCAUGAAAAAGAUAUUAAUUGUAUUACAUGGCAUCCUGUCCAUAGUAACCUACUUACUACUGGGGGCUCUGAUGGAAGCGUCAACCAUUAUAGCUUAGACGAGCCUCCCGUUUAUUCCCAACAAAAAUAUCACGAUAAACACCCUAACACCACACUUUCAUCUUCUUCUCAUUUGUUGUACCCUACUGCUGAAAUUCCUUAUGCUCACGAGCUCGGUAUAUGGAGUAUGCAAUAUCACCCGCUAGGUCAUUUACUUUGUACUGGAUCCAAUGAUAAGACUACACGAUUUUGGUCAAGGUCUCGGCCAGAUGAUGAAGAGUCGUUCUUGGACCGCCAUCAUUUGGGCGAGGAACAAUCCGAAGCUGUAAUCGGAAAGAGACGUGCCGUUGCUGAAGAAGAAGAUGCCUACGAGCCUGAUGAAACUUCACCAGUGGAGAGUUUGUCGAACACCAACAAACCAUAUUCUCCUAUGCCUACGUUGCCAGGUUUAGGGAACGCAUCUGGAUUUGCUCCUUCAGUGGCCGCUGCCGCAUCUUCAGCGAAUCCGCAAAUUCCUGGAAUGAUGCAUGCUUCUGCUCAUGAUUACGGAAAUCCCACUCCAUCUUCUGCCUCAUUUAUUCCUGGAAUAGGCUCUCGCCCUCAGGAUCCUUAUUCACAGUCCUAUCGUUAAACCCUACUAUCUUCUGAGAAUCUACAAAGAAAAGUCGCUACUCUUAAGCUAAUGGUUUUACAUCAGGAAACGUCUUUCCUAAAUCCCUUUACUUUCUCUCCGACUCGGAAUGAAUGUGAAACGAUCAUUUUUUUUUUCACUAGAAUCAACGCUUUCCUUUUUGUGCUUUUUUUGCUUUUCAUAGUACUUUUGUUGUUUAACGCAGAAUAACGCGGAAUACAGAAACUGCCCUAGUAAGA
Molecule: messenger RNA, 2122 nt
Organism: Schizosaccharomyces cryophilus OY26
Lineage: Eukaryota; Fungi; Ascomycota; Schizosaccharomycetes; Schizosaccharomycetales; Schizosaccharomycetaceae
Product: WD repeat protein Pfs2
Exons: 1
Coding region: 345-1883 (512 amino acids)
Cellular component (GO): mRNA cleavage and polyadenylation specificity factor complex
Molecular function (GO): protein binding
Source: RefSeq, a predicted model, not a curated record